GAUAAGAAAACAAAACAACGCAGCACAACACAGCGAGCGAGUCGUGUCGUGUCGACGCGGCGCACGUUAGCCGAGUGUGGCGCUAAUCCCUGCGCAUAAAACACACCGUUUUGCUGCGCCGAUUGUUAGCGUCUCCGCUCUUACUUAUUUUUUCUGGCCUAUAAAAUGUCGACAACCGCUUCUUCUACUUCACUCUGCGCCACUUCCAGAACCUUCUACGCUAAGCCCGUCCUCACCAAAACCUUCGUCGCCCUUCCCAAACGCGCAUUUUCCAAGCUCGCCUUCCAAUUCAGGCCCCUCUCCAUGGCCGCGCUCGGUGCUCGCAAUGUGGCCGCGCCCGCCGUGGCCCCGCCACCCUCGCUGGACUUCGAAACCUCCGUUUUCCGGAAGGAGAAGAUUAACCUCGCCGGACACGACGAGUAUAUUGUGAAAGGAGGGAGGGACUUGUUCCCUCUGCUGCCGGCUGCUUUCAAGGGGAUUAGGCAGAUUGGUGUCAUCGGAUGGGGUUCGCAGGGACCUGCACAGGCACAGAAUUUGCGGGACUCUCUUGCUGAUGCAAAGUCUGAUAUUGUGGUUAAGGUUGGCCUCAGGAAAGGUUCUCGUUCCUUUGGUGAGGCUCGUGCAGCUGGUUUUAGUGAGGAGAAUGGAACUCUGGGUGACAUAUGGGAAACCAUCUCAGGCAGUGAUCUUGUGUUGCUGUUGAUUUCUGAUUCUGCACAGGCAGAUAAUUAUGAAAAAAUAUUUUCCUACAUGAAGCCAAAUAGCAUACUUGGGCUGUCACAUGGUUUUCUUCUUGGGCAUUUACAGUCAAUGGGACUUGAUUUUCCGAAGCACUUCAGCGUAAUUGCUGUAUGCCCGAAAGGUAUGGGUCCUUCUGUAAGGAGACUGUAUGUCCAAGGCAAAGAGAUAAAUGGGGCUGGAAUUAAUUCAAGUUUUGCAGUCCACCAGGAUGUGGAUGGCAGAGCUACCGAUGUUGCUCUGGCAUGGUCCGUUGCCCUUGGUUCCCCUUUUACAUUUGCCACUACAUUAGAGAUGGAAUACAGGAGUGACAUCUUUGGAGAGAGAGGCAUUUUGCUUGGGGCUGUUCAUGGUGUUGUGGAAUCCUUGUUUAGGAGGUACACUGAACAUGGAAUGAAUGAAGAUUUGGCAUAUAACAACACUGUUGAGAGCAUUACAGGAACUAUAUCUAGAAUCAUCUCGACUAAGGGCAUGUUAGCUGUAUACAAUGCUUUAUCUGAAGAUGGAAAAAGGGAAUUUGAGAAAGCAUAUAGUGCUUCAUAUUAUCCCUGCAUGGAUAUUUUGUACGAGUGCUAUGAGGAUAUUGCUGCUGGGAGUGAGAUUCGCAGUGUUGUCUUGGCUGGACGUCGCUUUUAUGAGAAAGAGGGUCUGCCUGCCUUUCCCAUGGGGAAAAUUGAUCAAACCAGGAUGUGGAAGGUUGGUGAGCGUGUCCGAUCUACUAGGCCAGCGGGUGAUCUAGGUCCAUUAUAUCCGUUUACGGCCGGUGUCUACGUGGCAUUAAUGAUGGCGCAGAUUGAGAUCUUGAGGAAGAAGGGACAUUCUUACUCUGAAAUCAUUAACGAGAGUGUGAUUGAGUCUGUUGACUCUUUGAAUCCUUUCAUGCAUGCUCGCGGUGUUUCUUUCAUGGUUGAUAACUGUUCAACCACAGCAAGGCUGGGUUCAAGGAAAUGGGCUCCCCGAUUUGAUUACAUCCUAACCCAGCAGGCCUUGGUGGCUGUGGACAAUGGAGCACCUAUCAACCAAGACCUAAUCAGCAACUUCCUGUCAGACCAAGUCCAUGGAGCCAUUGAACUUUGUGCUCAAUUGAGACCUACAGUGGACAUUUCAGUGCCACCAGAUGCAGACUUUGUCCGUCCUGAGUUGCGUCAGUCUACCAGUUAGAACAUGACCCUUUCUUGAGCCUAUUCCUUUCUACGGAGUGCUUAAACUAUAAUGUUGAUUUGAGUUUUGUUAUUAUGGUUGAGUGCUGCUAUGCAAGUAUGUAUUAUGACUAAUGUAAUACUGUACUCAGACUUUAAUAAUGAGGAAUGUUUCUUAAUGCCGAGUA
Vigna umbellata (rice bean) is the source of this 2065-nucleotide messenger RNA. RefSeq names its product ketol-acid reductoisomerase, chloroplastic-like. The record is from RefSeq and is a predicted model, not a curated record. Gene Ontology annotation, molecular function: ketol-acid reductoisomerase activity. Gene Ontology annotation, cellular component: mitochondrion; chloroplast. NCBI's taxonomy places the organism in Eukaryota, Viridiplantae, Streptophyta, Magnoliopsida, Fabales, Fabaceae. Gene Ontology annotation, biological process: L-valine biosynthetic process.